Molecule: messenger RNA, 420 nt
Organism: Colletotrichum truncatum
Lineage: Eukaryota; Fungi; Ascomycota; Sordariomycetes; Glomerellales; Glomerellaceae
Source: RefSeq, a predicted model, not a curated record
AUGUGUACCGCAGAAAACAUCUACCAUACAACCUGCGGCUGCUGGUCUGGAUUUCACGUCAUCUGGGAAUGCCCCAAGGCCAGCCUCGGCCCAUGCCCCGACAUCGUCUCCUCAGGUGUGCUCCGUAAACCAGGCAAGUGCCUCACCUGCCGCCGCCGAUGUGAGUGGCAUCAAAAGGUUCUCCCCCCCUCUGCAUCGCCCACGCUCGCAAGUGACCAUGCGGUCGACGAUAGGCUCAAGCUGCUUAGCGAGAUGAUGCGCAGGGCGUUGGAGACUCCGGCUAGAGUCUCUGCCUCCCGGGCCGAAGAGCCGGGUAACCGUGUCGAUGGUAAUCGAGAUGCAAGACCAAGUAAGGCACAAAGUGAGAUUGGCGACGAUGGGGUGUUCAAGACAUUGAGCACUGCAUGGCAUCAGCAAUGA